Molecule: messenger RNA, 3858 nt
Organism: Leptopilina heterotoma
Lineage: Eukaryota; Metazoa; Arthropoda; Insecta; Hymenoptera; Figitidae
Product: sorting nexin-13-like
Exons: 10
Coding region: 367-3615 (1082 amino acids)
Cellular component (GO): early endosome
Molecular function (GO): phosphatidylinositol binding
Source: RefSeq, a predicted model, not a curated record
ACCUGUAAAUGAAAUGUCAUAAUCAACUUUAGACUUUAAGAUUAGUGUUGAUAUCGGGGUCUAGGUGGGUAAAAAAAAGUAUGUUUACGUAAACGUAAUCUCAUGACGAAUGUUGUCACGUGACGAAUAUUGAAAAUCGCCAAGAAGAAAAGAAGUGAUUAUGGAAAUAUUGGAAAUAAUUGAGAAUAUGGAAAGCGCCUCUGGAUUCAGUCGAAUGAAUUAGCGAAAUGUCGAACAGUGUUUUUCACGACUCGUGCAAAAAUGUAAAUAAACUUUUAAUCAGUUGACUAUACCCGAGUAACUAUUUAAUUACACACGCAAUAUGCGUGUAAUUCUCCAAGUGCUUCGUUUUCCAAAAGCCCAAAGAUGAACGUUCCUUUGUAUGGAACGGGAGCCAUUAUAAUUCUGAUUGUUGCCUUGUUUGACUUUGGAACUGUUCUACAAUUUUUAAUCUGCAUAUUUCUAUUUAUUCUAGGGUCGAUAGUUUAUAUUUACAAGCAAAUUCCUUCAGCUUCUCAAAAUGCAGAUACAUUUUCAAGAGAAGACAUCUCCGAAUCAAGUAAAAGAUUAUGGGAGCGUUUGGAAGAGAUAUCCAAAGAGUCGAAGGAAAAGAUGACCUUCAGUCAAGACCGACGAAUUACGGGUAGUAGAAUUAUUGAUGAAUCUCUACAAGAGAUUUUAGACUUCGUUUUGAGAGAUUACGUGGAAUCGUGGUAUAGUAAUUUUACUAAUGACCAAGAAUUCCUCCACUCAGUUAGAGAUACUGCUCAAAAGAUUAUGAUUAACGUAUCUAACAGAGUAAAAGAAGUAGAUUGGAUUCCCUAUUUAACAACGCGUCUCGUCGAUGAUGCAGCGUCACACAUGAGAUUAUAUCAGCAGGCUAGAGCAAAAAUGAAACAAAUUCAAUUGAAUAAACUGUCAAAAACAACUAGCACGAGUACAUCCGGUGGUACGCCAAAACGUGUACCAACUCAUAGGAGAAAUAUGAGCGACACUGAUAUAUCAUGGUAUUCACAGUCAAAAUUUUAUACGCCAAAUUUAACAUCUCUAACGGAGCCAAAGGAAAAUAAGGAAGUCAAAAAUUGCGAUUCUUUGGAAAAUAUUUUCUUCGAUCUAGAAGUUCAAAUGGAAAAGAAUUUUUUGUGUAGAGAUUUAGUUUGUACAAAUGAAGCCGCCGAGAGGACAUUCCUGACAGAAAUUUCCGAGGUCAUUUUAUAUUUAGUUCUGCCAAAGGAGGAUUUCGAUUGUAUACCAUUAAGAUUUUUCCUAAGGGAUUUAUUCGUUAAUGUCAUAAUCAGGCCCCUAUUGAAUCUACUUUCGGAUCCUGAUUAUAUUAAUCAAACUUUUAUAUGGCUGUGCUCUAAAGAAAAAAACUUGCCAAGCGAUAUUUUCCUAACGGUUAUUAGAAUAACAGACAAUCUAGAUGAAUUAUUAGCGACAAAUAACAUAGUUAAUAGAAGAUUAGCCUAUAUAAGAUCCAAAGAAAUUGGAGGUGAAGACGAUGUGUCUAUGAAACAGGAACUAAACAGUCUUCUCUAUAUGAAAAAAAUUCUCGACACUCGAAUAAUUGUAAUGCAAGAGGGUUUAAAAUCGGAGAACGAUUCCUCCGAGCAAAUUCCCGAAUGGAAUAGAUUUCUCCUGCCGGGUCAUAAAUUAAUUCACUUGCCACUCGACGAAUUAUUAAAAAAUAACAUUGCCCUAAGUUAUUUUAUCGAUUUCAUGACAAGCAUCAAUGCCGAGGCGUAUCUUUAUUUUUAUUUAAAUAUUUACGGUUGGCGUGUCUCAGCCGAGCAGCAAAUAUCUGAAAUUGAAUUGGAAAAAAUUCGUCGACUACAUUCGUCAACAAUGAAAGAUGUGAAACGUCGGCACACCGAUUUAGGUAAUCUUAAGGAAGCAGCUGUUAAAAUUUAUCAACAAUAUUUGACCGAUAAAGCAAAUAUCAAAUUACAAUUGGACGAUACAUUGGUUAAACAUCUUCUAAUGAGAAUAAAAAAUGAAUCAAUUAAAGAAACAUGGUUUGACGAGCUUCAAAUUUGUUGCUAUGAAAAAUUAAAGAAUGACGAGAGAUUUUUACCAGCUUUCAAAAGAUCGGCGUCGUAUGUUAAACUUUUGGCUGAAUUGGAUUUAUUGAAAGACUCGGCAUCCGAGGAUGAUACAAAAUCUCUGGAUAGUAUUAGUGUGUCGAGUAUGAAUAAUGAGACAGAUUUGGAUCAAGCCUCAUGGUUGGAGAGUCAAAAAAUGGAGACUCAAUCGAAUUCGAGUUCGUCGUCGGGCAGUCGUGUGGGAAGUGAUUUUCGAUCAGUUGACGAAUUGGAGGGCGAUCGAGGAAGUUUAAAGGAAUUUAAAAAAUUACCAAAACAAAGUAUCGAGGCGGAAAGAGUUGCAGAGGGAAGAGAAGCAACGGCAUACUUUGAGUCGAAUGCAGAAAAUCUUUUUCCCCUUGACGAAAGUCUUCAGGAUGAGAAUGUCAUCAAGAAAUUGCAACAGGGACGUUUUCGAAUUACAGCGACAAUAAUUGAGACGGGCAUUGUCAGUGAUAAGGGAAAAACAUAUGGUAUUUACGCGGUGGCGGUGACAAAAACAUUCGAAUCAGGUUAUCAAGAGAAGUGGCAUAUUUAUCGACGUUAUUCCGAUUUUCACGAUCUCUAUCAGCGAGUUAAGGAAAAAUAUUUUGAUUUAGCGAAAAUUCCAUUUCCCGGUAAAAAGACAUUUCACAAUAUGGAACGUUCUGUACUCGAAAAACGAAUGGUCAUGCUGAAUGCCUGGUUGAAUCAAUUAACGAAACCAAAUAUCGCCGAUGGUCACAUGGGUUUGCAAAAUUUGCUUCUCGCUUUUUUGGAGCAGGGAGAUUAUGAUAAAGGCGUCACCGGAGGACAUAUUUCACGAACGAUUGACACUUUGGUGAAUCCUUUAAAAUCAUCAAUGAAAACGGUGACACAGGCAGUAAAAACAAUGCCAGACAAUAUGAUAAGCACUGUGGACGGAGUUAUGGAUAAAUUAUUCGGAAGUGCAAAGAAGAAUGACAUAAUUUAUGAAAGUGUAAAAGUUGGAGCUAGUUUAGACACAGAGACCGACGAUAAUAUUCCCCUGCGAAUAAUUCUUCUCCUGAUGGACGAAAUUUUCGAUCUAAAGGUCAGAAAUCAAUGGCUGAGACGAAGAAUUGUUACACUCCUAAGACAAAUAAUUCGAACCAUGUUUGGUGAUAUUGUAAAUAGAAGAAUUAUAGAAUACGUUUCGGAGCAAACGAGUCCGAAAAAUGUUGCAAAGUACUUGAAUAUAUUCAAAAAUAGUUUUUGGCCUAAGGGCAUGAAAGCUGGACCUAAACCACAUCGCACUUCCGAGAUGAAAAGCAGAACGCGAAUCGAUGCCAAGGUUGCGCUUCUCGCCUGUUUUUCCGAUGAACUUAAACAUAUCAUAGGUAGCGAGACCACACGCUGUGGAUUAUUAAGAGUUUUCGAACUCUUUCAGCGACCUGUGUUAAAUAGAAGACUGCUAUAUGUACUACUAGAAGGAAUUAUCGAAACUCUAUUUCCAAAAAGGGAUUUCGUUUCGAUUAUUAGAAAAUUAUACUCAGUUUCGCCACAUGUCAAGAAUAAAACUCAGGCCAAAUCUUGACGAAACUAAUAUUAUUUAUUUUUAUUUUUUUGCAUCUAUAGAAAAAGGAGAUGAUGAUGAUAAUGAUGAUGAUGAAAAAAAAUGCUAAUAUGUGAUUAUUUGCCAAAUGGAUAUUUAGAGCUAAAUAAGAAAUUCAACGUAUGUAACAGGUGAAAAAUAUUCUUGCGUGAUAGCUCCAAAGUCAAUUUGAAACUACGUCACACUUUAUAUAAUACAAUUAGCAAACUAACUGAUUUCCACUAA